This is a messenger RNA of Cornus florida, 612 nucleotides long. RefSeq lists its product as uncharacterized. The coding region runs from base 1 to 612 and encodes 203 amino acids. The record is from RefSeq and is a predicted model, not a curated record. The transcript has a single exon. Lineage: Eukaryota; Viridiplantae; Streptophyta; Magnoliopsida; Cornales; Cornaceae.
AUGUUAAUCGUAAAGGGGGAAUUUGCAAGCUAUGUUCAAGGUCUGGCGCAAGAACAUAACCGCCCGAUUGAACAAAUCAAGCGGAACCAGAGGCCGAACAAACACAACUCUCAGCCCGUCCGGAUUAUAAACGUAAUUCAUGGCCGGCCUGAACAAACGACGGAGUCAGAGGAGUUGCUCAGAACGAGGUUGCGCCAGGCCCAGCUGAAAAGAAGAAUUGGUAGUGUGCAUGCUUUGCACCAGCAGAACGCGUCCACAUCGAUAAAGUUUGAUAAAACGGACCUGCUACGCGUUCAGAUUCCUCAUGAAGAUCCACUAGUCGUCAGUCUGACGAUUGCAGAAUGCCUGGUUCGGAGAGUCCUGAUUGAUCCAGGAAGUAGUAAUAAUGUCCUGCCCAGGGUGACGUUCGACCGACUGGAGAUCGAGCCCGAAAAACUCAAACCCACAGGAAAUCUGUUGCUCGGAUUUGAUGGGAAGCGAGUGGAACCCAUUGGAAUAGUGGAAUUGACAGUACAAGCCGCUGAGCGGGUUUUGACUGAAAGUUUUGUGGUAGUGGAAAUUCAUCCAUCAUACAACCUCUUGAUGGGCAGAGGAUGGAUUCACAGAAUUUAG